AUGGAGGCCGCCGCGACCUCCGCCUUGCUGUCCUCGUGGACGAGUUCUCCUCCACCGACGUCGAUUCUCUCCUCCUCGACUCUCGCAGGUUCAACUCCGCGUUCAAAUCUCCCCACCGUCGAGCUCACCCAUGGGUGUGGUUGCUGUGAUGUGAGGGGGCCUUUUAGGGAGGCCCUGCAUCGGAUUGUUGAUAGCAAGCAUAAUUUUGACUGCUUGCUUAUUGAGCUAAUGAAGACAUUGAUACUACCCCCAGCUUACUAUUUCAAGCUCAAGGCAUGGACUCAGUGUCACGUUUAUCAGUUUCAUAAUUGAGCUGAAUAAAGAUAUUUCAGAAACAAAUCAUUUUAUACCUUGAUUCACUGACUUGAUUUGAAGUUCAAGAAAAAGUAGGCAUACUGGCUGGGGGUUCUGUGCACCUGCCUGGUUUUGUUAACAUAGUUUUUAGCAUACGGGAAAUUUUCAAUUUCUAAUUUGCUACUUUGUUGAGCAAAAUUUAAUGAGAUUCUAUGCUCAUUUUUCUUAGAAGAUAAAGCAGUGAAGAUUUGGUUGUUGAAAUACUAGGUUCAAGUGAAAAAAAAACAUCUUGAACUGUGGUGGAGUUGAUAUAUUAUGUGCAUGCCAUUUUUGUUUUGAA
This is a messenger RNA of Asparagus officinalis (garden asparagus), 634 nucleotides long. RefSeq lists its product as uncharacterized. The transcript has 4 exons. The record is from RefSeq and is a predicted model, not a curated record. NCBI's taxonomy places the organism in Eukaryota, Viridiplantae, Streptophyta, Magnoliopsida, Asparagales, Asparagaceae. Bases 1 to 312 code for a protein of 103 amino acids.